This is a messenger RNA of Aspergillus saccharolyticus JOP 1030-1, 216 nucleotides long. RefSeq lists its product as uncharacterized. The transcript has 2 exons. The coding region runs from base 1 to 216 and encodes 71 amino acids. NCBI's taxonomy places the organism in Eukaryota, Fungi, Ascomycota, Eurotiomycetes, Eurotiales, Aspergillaceae. The record is from RefSeq and is a predicted model, not a curated record.
AUGAACGGAUUCCAGUACGCCGUGGCGGCCUGGCUGUCAAUUGUCAUUCUCCCGCAGAUCAUAGCGCUGUCUUUUCGGUGCGGCGUCCCCGCGACGUUUGGGCUGGUCAUGGCGGCAAUCAUUAGUGUGGUGGUGAUUCAGCUAUUUAUCCGGCGCAAUGAACGGCGGGCGAGAAAGCAGUUGGCAGCAAGAGAAAGAGAAGAUGAAGCUGCUUAG